GGUCGUAUAUUUCUAAUGUUCCUCUCUCCAGCCAUCAUCGGUAACUCCCAGGAGGCCUAUAAGGAUGCGUUUGAGAUCAGCAAGAAGGACAUGCAACCCACCCACCCGAUUCGCCUGGGUCUGGCUCUCAACUUCUCUGUCUUCUACUACGAGAUCCUCAACUCCCCCGAGCAGGCCUGCAAACUGGCCAAGACGGCUUUCGACGACGCUAUUGCAGAGCUUGAUUCUCUGAGUGAAGACUCCUACAAAGACAGCACCUUGAUCAUGCAGCUACUGAGAGACAACUUGACACUGUGGACCUCAGACAACCAGGGAGAUGGGGAGGAUGCUGAGGAGGGUAGAGACUGACCUGGUUCCUGUUCCCUGGUCUGUCUGUCUGACUGACUGUCAUCAUCCUCUAUCAACACUGAGACAGACAGACUGACCACCUCAUCCUGCCCAACGCUUCUCUUUAGUUCUGUCUGUCACGUCGUCUCACACCUCCAUACGUUUACUCUUCUUUCGGGAAUCAUUGUGGGGGGUGGGGGGGGGUUGCUUUCCAGGACUUGGUUGUGGGAGGGUUUCGUUCCAGGACUUGGUUGUGGGAGGGGUUUCGUUCCAGGACUUGGUUGUGGGAGGGGUUUUGGGACGUAUAUUAUGGUAUGUUGGGGUGAGGGACUUGUCUACUGAGCGUAUAAUUAUUUGUGGGCGGAGCAACAGGGUGUUACAUGUAGGUUGACGGGGGAGGGAAGUUCUCAACUCAUGCAGGUUGGGAAGUAACCUGGUCUAGUCCUCUACCUGGGUUCAGGUUGGGAAUUAACCUGGUCUAGUCCUCUACCUGGGUUCAGGUUGGGAAUUAACCUGGUCUAGUCCUCUACCUGGGUUCAGGUUGGGAAUUAACCUGGUCUAGUCCUCUACCUGUGUUCAGGUUGGGAAUUAACCUGGUCUAGUCCUCUACCUGUGUUCAGGUUGGGAAUUAACCUGGUCUAGUCCUCUACCUGGGUUCAGGUUGGGAAUUAACCUGGUCUAGUCCUCUACCUGGGUUCAGGUUGGGAAUUAACCUGGUCUAGUCCUCUACCUGGGUUCAGGUUGGGAAUUAACCUGGUCUAGUCCUCUACCUGGGUUCAGGUUGUGAAUUAACCUGGUCUAGUCCUCUACCUGGGUUCAGGUUGUGAAUUAACCUGGUCUAGUCCUCUACCUGGGUUCAGGUUGGGAAUUAACCUGGUCUAGUCCUCUACCUGGGUUCAGGUUGGGAAUUAACCUGGUCUAGUCCUCUACCUGGGUUCAGGUUGUGUAUUAACCUGGUCUAGUCCUCUACCUGGGUUCAGGUUGUGAAUUAACCUGGUCUAGUCCUCUACCUGGGUUCAGGUUGUGAAUUAACCUGGUCUAGUCCUCUACCUGGGUUCAGGUUGGGAAUUAACCUGGUCUAGUCCUCUACCUGGGUUCAGGUUGUGAAUUAACCUGGUCUAGUCCUCUACCUGGGUUCAGGUUGGGAAUUAACCUGGUCUAGUCCUCUACCUGUCUACAUGGUAAAGAUCUUGUGCUUGACAACAUUGCUUGAUUCAUUUGUGGUUGGACAUCAGUCUCUCCUGAUUGGAGGAGGCAGCAGCGAGCGGUUUUAGUCUGUAGCCAGGCGACUGACGGCAGGAGCAUUAGGGGAUCGUCCCGAUGGCGUCUUAUCCAUGGUGGGUUGGCGUGGGCGUUGUGCUGCUCCCCAAAUGCCACCCUAUUCCCUGUUAAGUACACUACUUUUAGACCAGAACCCUAUGGACCUUGGUCAAACACUCUGUGCACUAUGAAGGGAGUAGGGCUCCAGCUGAGAGGGAAACCUUGGAUAGUGAUGUUACAUUCCAUUAAACUGUCACUGUUCUGCUCCAGCUUCUUCUUCGGUUUCACUGACCUGCUCACGUCAUUUUGUAUUUCUGUGUCAAGUAGGAGGUUUGGGAAAAGUCUAGAACAAAGAGGACUCCUAGUACUCUGUUUUAAACCAGCAGAGCAAGGAAGAAUUUCCCCUCGUUGCUUCAUCUAGUCGCUGCUUCUUCUUUCCCCAGUUAAGAUUUUCAUUUUUUAUUUUUUAUUUUGAUCUUUGUGGUUAAGAACUGCUUCACGGGGAGAAAGGGGUUGUUGUUGGGCUGGUUGUCUUUGUCCACGUCUUUUUGGAAAUUUUCAUACGAAACACCCAAGCAUAACUGUUAUCUGGAGGGGAUAUGUUAUUUCAUGUAUGUGGAAUUAAAAAGAUAAUUUAAAAGUU
This is a messenger RNA of Oncorhynchus masou masou (cherry salmon), 2230 nucleotides long. Its product is annotated as 14-3-3 protein beta/alpha-A-like. The coding region runs from base 16 to 348 and encodes 110 amino acids. The record is from RefSeq and is a predicted model, not a curated record. Gene Ontology annotation, biological process: intracellular protein localization; signal transduction. NCBI's taxonomy places the organism in Eukaryota, Metazoa, Chordata, Actinopteri, Salmoniformes, Salmonidae. The transcript is spliced from 3 exons. Gene Ontology annotation, cellular component: cytoplasm.